UUUGCAAUCAGAAUGGAUGAAAUUGCAAGCACAGACUUAAGUAACCAGUGGAUGGAGGCAGCCCUGAACCAAGCAAAAGAUGCACUGAACUCAGGUGAAGUACCUGUUGGCUGCGUCUUUGUCUACAAUGAUUCAAUCUUAGCCUCUGGUCGCAACACAGUCAAUGAGACCCACAACGCCACUAGACAUGCCGAGAUGAACUGUGUUGACCAAGUUUUGAAUUGGUGUCAAGAUAAGAAAAUUAAUCACAGACAUGUUUUCCCAGAGAUUAGUAUUUAUGUCACUGUAGAACCUUGUGGUAUGUGUGCUGAUGCAUUAGGGCAGCUUGACAUUAAAGAGAUCGUGUUUGGCUGCUCAAACGACAGAUUUGGGGGCUGUGGCUCUGUUGUCAAUGUCCCUAAAAUGUAUAAUUAUGCAUUUAACAUCAAAAAGGGCAUUAGAGCUGAUGAAGCCAUUGGACUAUUGAAGGAUUUCUACAAAGGUGAAAAUCCAAAUGCUCCGUCUGACAAAGUAAAGCGAAAGAAAAGUCAGUAAAAGGCCAUGUUUUGUAGAUCACUCAGUGAAUUGUAUUAGAAUUAUACUUAGACAAAAUAAUUCAUGUUAUGAUGUAAUUCUGGUAUGCAGAGAUUCAAGUAACUAUUAUUAAUUUCAUUUGCAUUAUAAAAUUCAGUCUAGUUUUUAUAUUAAAAGACAAGUAAAAAAAAAAAAUGUAUACUUUUUGACCACAACUGACAAUGUCAGAUACUUAAAUUAACCCAAUGCCGACGGGUGGCAUGUACGCACAUGCCAUGGCAUGGCGGGACCAUCUGCCAGGGGCACCUACGCACAUGCCAUAGAGUAUGUUUGGACAUGCCAUGAUUUUUUUUUUAGUUACAAUCA
Molecule: messenger RNA, 879 nt
Organism: Penaeus monodon (black tiger shrimp)
Lineage: Eukaryota; Metazoa; Arthropoda; Malacostraca; Decapoda; Penaeidae
Product: tRNA-specific adenosine deaminase 2-like
Exons: 1
Biological process (GO): tRNA wobble adenosine to inosine editing
Cellular component (GO): nucleus; cytoplasm
Molecular function (GO): tRNA-specific adenosine-34 deaminase activity
Source: RefSeq, a predicted model, not a curated record